This is a messenger RNA of Micromonas commoda, 231 nucleotides long. RefSeq lists its product with no specific name. Lineage: Eukaryota; Viridiplantae; Chlorophyta; Mamiellophyceae; Mamiellales; Mamiellaceae. The transcript has a single exon. The coding region runs from base 1 to 231 and encodes 76 amino acids. Gene Ontology annotation, cellular component: mitochondrion. The record is from RefSeq and is a predicted model, not a curated record.
AUGGACCUGCAGGGGUUCAUAGUCCGCGGUCAGGUCCUCUCGUUGAUGCGACAGCUCAUCCGCGCGACUCGCAACGCACCGAGCGACGCGAGAGCCGAACUUCGAGCCGAGAUCAGGCGCUGCUUCGAGCAGGCCAAGGGACACGCCGACCGCGUGACGGUGAAGCACUUGCUGUCCGACGGGCGGCUGAAGCUCAAGAUGCUCAAGGAGAUGGUCGGCUUCACCACCUGA